AUGUCCGAAACCCUCACAAACUGGAAAGGCAUAGGGGAUUCCAAACGCGAUGUUCUGCUGUCACUCAUUCCGGAAGAAUGGCGAAUUCCACUUCCACUUCCACCUCCCUCAAUAUUACCUGACGUGACAGGCCAUAUACGUCAGUAUCUCUCUUCGAAGGAGGUGGAAAUCACGGAGACAGACGCAGUUGAUAUCGUUAGAAAAACUUCUAGCGGAGACUGGACAUGCCGUGCAGUUACCGAAGCGUUCUGCCAUAGAGCAGCGUUGGCUCAUCAGAUGAUCAAUUGUCUUCAUGAAAUCAUGUUUGCGUCUGCCCUCUUGCGAGCCUCGGAACUCGAUUCCUAUUUUGCGGAACACAAAGAGCCCAUGGGUCCAUUACAUGGUCUUCCCGUCAGUCUUAAAGACUCAAUCCACGUGAAAGGCAUAGACACAAGCUUGGGCUAUGUCGGCUGGCUGGGAAAGUCCCAACCAGAAAAAGAAAGUCAAGUUGUCACUGAUCUUCGCUCUCUUGGUGCAGUUAUUUACGUGAAGACCAGUGUUCCUCAGGGGUCCAUGUCCGCAGAGACACGUAACAAUAUCAUUGGCUAUACCCCUAAUCCUCGUAAUCGUCAACUCACUGUGGGGGGAAGUUCAGGUGGCGAAGGCGGUCUUUUGGCUCUGCGGGGAAGCUCUGUCGGACUUGGAACUGACAUCGGCGCCUCGUCUCGUGUCCCUGCAGGUUGGAACGGCUGCUACGGACUCCGUCCAUCAACGGGAAGAUUGUCGUACGAGGGGAUUGCCUCGACAAUAGACGGUAUCAUGCUUCCGUUUGUGGUUGGGCCAAUGGCGACAAAGGUAAGUGGACUGGAAUUGAUGAUGAGGAGCCUAUUGCAAACUGAGCCGUGGAGGAGAGAUCCCAUGGUCAUUGAACUUCCUUGGAAAGAAGAUAAAUUUAUGAAGAUGCAUGAAGGAAUAAGUGGCAAGGAAAAAAUGGCAUUUGGAAUCAUGAUCGGAGAUGGGUAUGUGAAUCCACAACCGCCUGUAGAAAGAGCCAUGAGAAUGGUUACAGAUGCGAUCAAGGCGCUAGGCCAUAAGGUCAUCGAAUGGAAGCCGCCGAGCCACUCCGCUGGUAACGAUCCAUAUUUCAAGAUUUGCUUUGCCGACGGUGCUAAGGCUCACCACUCCGCACUUGCGAUAUCUGGAGAGCCUUCAACCGAACCUAUCUUAGGAACACAGCCCUUCCCAGAGGGCAGCGCGAGCCAUAUCAUCGAAGCAAACAUUGCAGUCAGAAAUUAUCGAAAGAAGUACCUUGACUACUGGAACAGUACCUCAGAGAUCACCGGAACAGGGAGGCCAGUAGACGCAUUUAUCAUGCCACUUGCACCGUUUCCACCUCCUCGGCCGGGACAGGCCCGAUAUCUAGGCUACACAACCAUUAUAAAUGCCCUGGACUAUACUUCAUGCGCCAUUCCGGUGACAGAAGUAAAAAAAGAUAUUGAUCAAUACCCGGUGGAAUAUUCCAGUCUAAAUGAGGUUGACCAAGCUAUUCAUGAUGAUUACGACCCCGAACUAUCACACGGUGCACCCGUAGCUGUGCAAAUCGUUGGUGGGAGAUUGCAGGAAGAGAAGGUACUCGCAUUUGCAACAGGAAUCAGCCAACAGCUCGAGAGAUGA
This is a messenger RNA of Botrytis deweyae, 1653 nucleotides long. RefSeq lists its product as uncharacterized. The record is from RefSeq and is a predicted model, not a curated record. NCBI's taxonomy places the organism in Eukaryota, Fungi, Ascomycota, Leotiomycetes, Helotiales, Sclerotiniaceae. The coding region runs from base 1 to 1653 and encodes 550 amino acids. The transcript is spliced from 6 exons.